Messenger RNA from Fusarium graminearum PH-1, 1656 nucleotides. RefSeq lists its product as uncharacterized. The record is from RefSeq and is a predicted model, not a curated record. Bases 1 to 1656 code for a protein of 551 amino acids. The transcript has 8 exons. Lineage: Eukaryota; Fungi; Ascomycota; Sordariomycetes; Hypocreales; Nectriaceae.
AUGGAUGAGUUCCAUGCGAACCCAUACUACCUGGUCCCUUACAAACCAGACUGCGGCGGAUUAGUGCACUUCGAUGUUUCGAAUUGUUGCAACCAUUGUCAUGAGACGAAACCAGCGGACAAAAAGGCUGCUGUCUUUUACUGCAAGGAAUUUCCUGUCGGUACCUGGAAGCUCCGUUAUAUGACGAUUUCUGGUGGGAACCAUGUUCAUGAAGAUGCCUCGAUGUGGCGGGAGGAGGGUAUCUGCUGGUGUAACUAUGCUGGUGACGGCGGCGCUUCAGGUGGAUUUCUUCUAUUGCACCAAGAAUGCCUCGCGCUCCUCAACGAUGCCGAACUGUCUGCGGAAAGGAUAGAUGAUGUGGGACGAGCUUUGGCUUGGAUGAACACAAACUCCUUUCUCCGUGGCCGCAAACCAUUAGAUUUUGACACCAUCCUUGGCACCCAAGACUACCGCCACGAUUCUAUCGCUCACUCAGACUGUCGAGACGCUCCGUUCUGGCAAAGAGUGAAGCAUUCAGAGGUUGCGCCCUCUUUCGGCACGAGGCCAAGGACUGAGGCGGUGACAACUUCUCUUGCCAGCGUUGUCCAGUGGCCGAUAGAGGCCACCUAUGGGUGUGUUCGUGUCAUGAUAGACAGGCAUAGCUUUUGCCAAAUCGAACAACUCUCCGAGUACCCGCCUGUAUGCCUGGUUAGAAGCGAAUUCGAACGGUUUGUUAUCCUCGAAAUGCACCACGCCAAGCUCGUUAGUGCCUACUUCAAGACUGACCAAGGAUGUAUCCAGGACGGAAUUUGUUGGCUCGGGCCAUGGUCUGCUGAUAAAAUCCCGACUCUUUGGGACAUCCCAUCACCCCCUGCCAGGCCUGUCAAGUAUCCCGAAACUUGCAGCAUAACGGAUUGGAAAUUCGAUGCAGACAGAUUUGAGACCAUCAAUCUCAGCAUCACUGCUGGCUUAUGCUUUCACUUCGAUAAACACAGCAAACUUAAAGCCAUUGCUUUCGACAAGUCUGCACCGUUGAGUCACGGCAGUGUAGUAGAGGAUAAACGCCAGUGGUUGUAUUUGCCGCUUGCAUCUAACGAUAGAAUCCUAUGGAUCCAGUUCCGAGAGGAGUGCAAGUCUACCAAGAAAAUACGUGCUGAUAUUUGCUCCAGUGUAUUGGUCAAGACUGAACUGUGCGGCGUUAUCCACCUUGGACAACAUACCAGAAGACCUACCGAUAUAUUGGCCUUCAGCAAAGCUCCCCGUGCCAUCUUCUGUGAGCCUCAGGACGGUAAGAAUAUACAAAAAGUCGUCGCCUUCUAUCCAAAAAGCGACCCUUCCUCGGCCCACGAAGUUCCCGGGCUCGAAAUCGUUGGUCCACCCACUCCUGAUGUCUUCAGGGAUGACGAGUGUUGUCAUGCGACGGUAGUUUUCUGGGAAUGCACAUCACCUACAAAAAUGGAGGGCAGCGUUUUUUAUAAAGAUGAAGACAAAAACAUGAAAAGGUUUCUUGGUGACCCUGAAAGAUGGAGUCAGCACAAACUUGUCGGCGAGUUCCACUAUUGGCAUGAUCAAGAUCCCCAACACGGCGAUAAUGUAGUGCAGAUUCUCCCUUCAGGCAGUUGGCGAGGCCAGAUAAAGUCAAAGAGGACAGAGUCACGAUGGACAUGGAGGUGUUGA